UUAGUAUUAACUCCCGGCAAACAUGAGCUCUAUCCAAAGUCAAAGCUCCAAGUUAACGACUCUUACUUUCCCCUCUUUAUUCUUUCGCUGAAGUAUUACGUUACAGACCCGAGAACAAUCGCUCCACCGGGAAGCUGGAGUUUACGCGGAACCGUGAAGGCGUCGUAGUUCCACCCUUGCUUGGCUGACAGAGAGCUAGCUAACGGCUACAGCAGCAGCAGCAUACCGACACAGGCGCUGUGGUGACCCGCGAUCUGCCCAGGCCAAGUCAAGCUGUCAGGGGCGGAGGGGCCACGGAUACCGGACUUCCUCUGCAAGUGUAACGGUAUUUUUGACAACUCACGGAGGCGCCGUUACUACGCGAAGCUGGAAAGAAGCGCUAACGACAGUUGGCUACAACUCCUGCUCCGCUGAGCACCGCUGCAGGCUGCUGGACCGGACAGAACCAGCUAUGUGAGCUGCUCUCAGUGUUACUUCAGUGACAUAAACAUCCAGCAGACCUGCAGCUGACUUGGCCCGACAGGUGUAUGUUGGCCUGGAUCGUAGCAUAAGUCCCCAGAGCAGCCUCCUCCCCUCCCCCCUGCCUCUGCUCUCCCUGCAGGACUACUAUGCCUCUGGGUUUGGGAAGAAGGAAGAAGGCGUCCCCGUUAGUUGAGAACGAGGAAGCGGAGCCCAUCCGCGCCGGUCUCAAUGUGUCAGGUAUGGACGGCCUGGAUGGAGGUGUGGUCGGGCUGGGAGAAGGCGCCACCUCUGAGGGUCUGCCUCCUCCAGCCAUGAGACCUCGCCUCAUAUUCCACACUCAGCUCGCCCACGGCAGCCCGACAGGCCGCAUCGAGGGCUUCAGUAACGUGCGGGAGCUUUACGCCAAGAUCGGUGAGGCCUUUGGGAUUCCUCCGGCCGAGGUCAUGUUUUGCACACUGAACACUCACAAGGUGGACAUGGACAAACUGUUGGGAGGCCAGAUUGGGCUAGAGGACUUUAUUUUUGCUCACAUAAAAGGCCAGCGAAAGGAAAUAGAGGUGUACAAAGGAGAGGAUGCGCUGGGGCUGACGAUCACUGACAACGGAGCCGGCUACGCUUUCAUCAAGAGAAUCCGAGAGGGGAGCAUCAUCCACCAGAUCCAGGUCAUCAACGUGGGCGACAUGAUCGAGUCUAUCAACGGCCAUCGCCUGAUUGGGUGUCGACACUACGAGGUGGCCAAGAUGCUGAAGGAGCUGCCCAAAGGGAAGGAGUUCACCAUCAAGCUGACGGAGCCUCUCAAGGCCUUCGAUAUGAUCAGCCAGCGGUCUGGAGGCUCCAGGUCGGCGUCGGGAGUUCAGCUGGGCACCGGCAGAGGAACUUUGCGGCUGCGCUCUAAAGGCCCGGCGACUGUGGAAGAAGUGCCGUCUGCGUUCGAGGAAAAGGCCAUCGAGAAGGUGGACGACCUGCUGGAGAGCUACAUGGGCAUCAGAGACAGCGAGCUGGCGGCCACCAUGGUGGAGCUGGGAAAGGACAAAAAGAACCCCGACGAGUUCGCGGAGGCUUUAGACGAAACCCUGGGAGACUUCGCCUUCCCGGACGAGUUUGUUUUCGACGUCUGGGGUGCCAUCGGCGACGCCAAGGUCGGGCGGGUGUAACCGCGGAAACUAAUGGAUCAGAACGACCUAGUGCACCCUCUUUUGGGAGACUCUGAGCUUAAUGCCAGUUAAUGGGAGAAGAAGAAGAAGAAGAAGACUGUGAUGACUUCCCAAGUGCUUUUAUUUGUCUUCCGGCUUUUCCCAGAAAACUACGAGCACGCUGACGAGCAUUCCCUCUGACCGCAUCACGUGACCCUGCAUGUCGUCGUCGUAGUUGCUGGCAGUGGAUCGAGUACAGCACAAGUCUCUGAGGAUGGGAGAGGUGAAGGACAGCGGCUAACACUGAGUAAAGAGCUCAUACUUAGUACAAAAUAAAAUGUGAUAUUUUUUAGUUUCCCCGCUGCACACUGCACCGUGUCGCGCUGUAAACCAACAUUGGGAGAGAUCGGACAGAUCGAGGCGUCCAUGAUUCUCUUACGGACCAGAUUUACGAGCAUGUGCUGUUACGUUUCUGUUUGUCUCUAUGAUGAAUUCUGCUGGUUUCAUUUUCUUUUAUUUUGGUGAAAGAUUUUUUUUUAAAAAUGUAGUUUGCUGAAGCGUCAUUGUUAAACCGUAGCACUAAAAGCUCGGCGGUGUUCGUCCACCGCUAACACACUCCACACUGCUGUAGUGACGCUAACCUGCGGCUCAUUCCACUUUUACUUUCAUACAGAGAAUCAGUGUUAAUUUACCUUUUUUAUCGAAGGUCAUGAUACCAGAGUGAGAAGCAGGUCGGUCUCCAGGUUUGUUGGAUUGUGUGUGUGUGUGUGUGUGUGUGUGUGUGUGUGUGUGUUAUUAUUUUUUUAAUGGUUAGUGUUUUUAUAUGAAGUGACGUGACGUCUAUUUUAAAGAAGAGUUUGAUCUCGUGUUGCAACUACUUCAUUGUUGUGAAACAUUACAGAAGGCAGUAUUACAGGAGAGAGAGUCGAGGGAGGGAGUUCGUUGUGUUAGGAAAAGAAAGAUGGAGAAUCUGUUAAAGGGACAGUUCACCUCAAAAUGAAGAACACACGUUUCUCCUCCGACCCGUCGUGCUGUUCGCCCGUCCGGAUCGUUUCGGUGUGAGUCGCAGAGUUUCGGCCUUCUCUAAGACUCGAUGGAACUUGACGGCGCUCAGCUUGAAAAGACCAAAGAAAAACUCAACAAUGACGUCUCAAGAUAAUCUAAGAUGAUCCUGCUUGACGAAGCGAUUGGCUGGUGCAGUUUGGUGAAAAAGAAAAUAGUUCCUGCUCACAAAACGUCUGAGUUAUCUUGUCUAGCUGGGUUGUGAUUUCUGUGAAGAGACGCUGCUGAUGAGUUUCUCACGUGUUAUUUUUUAUAUCCGAGGAAAGGCAGACGUCUCUGCUCCGACAGAUCAACAGUGUCGAACAACAAGAGGAACAGUAUGGAUUCUUGGUUUUGGCGUGAACUGUCCCUUUAAGAACAAAUUGCCUUCAUUUCUUCUCAUUCCAUGCGUUUUUCUUUUUGUUAGAAGUUUGCAUUCCGGUGCACGGUGCUGAAAAAAAACAAAAACCUUGUAUCCCGUCAGCCGGGCAGAAAAGAUACCAAACUACUUCCAUCGCGAAACAGGCGGCGCUGCACCGACUGCUCAGCGUAGGCGAGCAACACACGUCUUAAAACACAAAACAACAAAACCUUUUUUUUUUUGGUGUUUUAACCUUUUCAGUAUAUCCAAAUGUAUGAAGCUAUUUUGUAGUUUUGUUUGAGAGUUAAUGAAUAUCUAAAUGGGUUGUGUAAUGAAACUGACGCUAGAACACUGUAACACUGAGAAGAACACGUUAUUUUGAUGGCUUUGUAUUACACUGUUGUCAAUGUCCAAUUAUAUUGCAAUAAUAACAUCGACAUGACAGUU
Acanthopagrus latus (yellowfin seabream) is the source of this 3444-nucleotide messenger RNA. It is a transcript of the gene gipc1, whose product is annotated as GIPC PDZ domain containing family, member 1. Bases 609 to 1616 code for a protein of 335 amino acids. The record is from RefSeq and is a predicted model, not a curated record. The transcript is spliced from 8 exons. Gene Ontology annotation, molecular function: protein binding. Lineage: Eukaryota; Metazoa; Chordata; Actinopteri; Spariformes; Sparidae.